This is a messenger RNA of Drosophila subpulchrella, 1136 nucleotides long. RefSeq names its product 39S ribosomal protein L44, mitochondrial (gene mRpL44). NCBI's taxonomy places the organism in Eukaryota, Metazoa, Arthropoda, Insecta, Diptera, Drosophilidae. The record is from RefSeq and is a predicted model, not a curated record. Gene Ontology annotation, molecular function: ribonuclease III activity; double-stranded RNA binding. Gene Ontology annotation, biological process: RNA processing. The coding region runs from base 94 to 1059 and encodes 321 amino acids. The transcript has 2 exons.
CCAUCUCUGCAAGCCGAACCCGCACUCCCUUUCCAGCACUGGUUCCCAUGCGAUCAAAAAUAUUCGUUAAUUAUUUUUAAGAUUGCCUCAAAGAUGUCUUUUUUACGCAGUGCCGCUGGUCUACUGGCUCGCGCCAAGCCUCUGGAUGGCUCCACCACAGUGCAAACACGGCGCCACAUCAAACGUUGGGUUUCGCCGACGUUACGUGAACUCGCCCACCGGCAGAAGAAACUGGGACCGCAGAAACCGGAGGCCCGUUCCGGAUUUGUGGAGUGGAACCAACGCUCGGAGCUGUUCGCUUUUGGCAAGCGUUUGGGUGAAUCCUUCGAGCAGUCCCAGCUGCAGCGUGCCUUCACAGAGAAAUCGUUCGCUCGUCGAGAGGAGGAGCGCCGCCGGCAGCUGGGCAUUGAAGAGGCAGACCUCCACAUGACCGACAACAGCGAUCUGAUCGAGAAGGGCCAGCACAUCGCCCGCGCCUACGUGGAGGCAUUCCUGCUACACCAGCUGCCGAAGGUUCCAAAAGAAGGUCUCCAGGCAAUCGCCAACUUUCUGCUCAGCACCGAAACACUGGCUCACGUGUCCUCUCACCUGGGCACCAAGGAUUUGAUUCACUCCACGGAGUACCCACCCUCAGAGGAAAGUCUGGCGCAAUCCCUGCAGGCGGUUAUCGGCGCUCUGGCGAAUUCCAGCGGCAUCGAGAGGGCUUUUCUCUUUGUCCGCGACUUUAUCUGCACGCAGCUAAACCAAAAGGACCUGUUGGAUGUUUGGACACCCCAGGAACCGUUGCAGCUGUUGGACAAGAUAUGCCAGGAGCGAAAGCUGGGCGAAGCAGAGCCUCGGCUGCUCGGAGAUUGCGGCAGAAACACUGUGCUGGCGGCGUACCAAGUGGGCAUCUACGCUAAUCGUCAGCUACUGGGCAAGGGAUUCGGCGAGGAUCUAAAGACAGCCACCGAAACGGCGGCCAUCGAUGCCUUGCAGAGCAUCUUUGAUACCCACGAUAACCGACGACCCUUCGACUUUUCUGUACAGCUAGAGACCAAGAACGUGCGAUUGGGCUGAGAAACGGAACGGGAUCUGCGUCCUAGUUGAUUAUUGUAAUUUGCACUAAACACAUGUACGCAUGCAUUGUCAGAGAA